Molecule: messenger RNA, 1522 nt
Organism: Cuscuta campestris
Lineage: Eukaryota; Viridiplantae; Streptophyta; Magnoliopsida; Solanales; Convolvulaceae
Source: the annotation of a GenBank genome assembly
CAAAUUAGUACAAAAAAUAAAGAAUGUGAUUAAAAUUAACUGAAAAUAAUAAAAAUGUAACCGAUUGGUUCAAAUGUUCAAUUAGUUUAGUUUGAUGUAGCUAAAACCCCACAUAGGUGUGAUGGGUAGGCAUAAACCCCACAUAGCUACGCAACUAAUUUACGCAUCAUGGGUCAUAAACGCCGCCGAAUUCAGCGGCCCGCUGCGGCCGAGCCGGCGGCGGCGCAAAACCCCUACCGUCCGAAGAACCCAACGGAAAACCUCCGAGCUCUGCUUAUGAAAAUGGUCGCGAGCUGUUCGCCCAACCAAUCGCUCUCCCCAGUUCAGAAGAGCUUCGUCAAUCGAAAACUCCGAGAGUUUUUCCCCGAUUCCAGACCUUCUCCCGAUCAUCCCCCUUAUUCCUGGAUGAUUCUGAAUGCAAUUGAAAAGUUAGACAAGGAAGGGGGUUGUAAUGCGGAGGAAAUAUCACACUAUAUCCUGAAACAGUAUCCUAACUUGCCAUGGGCUCAUGAAACCUUACUUUCACAUCAUCUUGUGAAUCUCCGUGAAAAUGGUGAAAUUUUUGAGCCUACCCACGGAUCUUAUGCACUUGGUGGUGAGAAAGAAUGCACUUCUACUUCUAACUUAGGCUCAAGCAACAAGAGAAAGAAGAAGUCAAAGUCUAAGCCAAAGCAGGAUUCUAAAAACACAAAGAGGAAUGCCGAAAGUGAUGAAACAACAGAACAGGAGUGUGCUUCACUUAAAACAACAUCUGGGAAGAAAAGAUCCAAAAGAAAGUGCACGGAAGUUGUUUUGGCAGAACCAAACGGCAUGCAAGGGAAGCAAAAUGAGGGAAGGCUUACUAGACUGAAAAAAGUUGUUCAAGAACUAGAAGAACCAAACAGACAAACACAACAAGAUUCUGCGAGUAAAUUACAUGGGGAAGAAAAGCUGAAUGGAGAGGCAGGGUUGGAGAAAGGGAGGACAAGAUCAGGCAGGCAACCUAAGAGAAACCGGAAAUAUGAUGAUUUUCUAGAGGAUAAGAAAACCGUACCAGAGAUUAAUGUUUUGCCUUGUGGAGGGGAUCCUGGUCAACAUAAAAAUGAAUUGAAGAAACACGAUUUACUGAGUGGAGAAGAAUGCAGAGGAACUGAAGAAGAACAUGGAGAGAUGAAGACAAAAUCCGGUGAAGGUUUAUCAAUGAAUCCUGCUUGUGACUUCCAUCCACCAUCAAAUCAGCAGAGUCUUCAUCCGAGGGAUAGUAAGCAUGUUAAAAACAAGGGGACUGCUAAAACUCAAGAGAUUAGACGAUCCCCCCGCAUUUCCAUUGCUACUACGCUGAAGCAACAGGAGGAGCACAACAGUGUGGUUACUUGAAGGUUCAUUGCAUUUCCAACAAUUCAAGCUUUGCAAUUUAAUUGGUUAGCUAUUCUUCAAAGGUAUACAUUUUCUUUUCGUUUGCUGCCAUUACUUUUAGACUAACCAUAAAAUGGGAAGCAUUUUAGUGGAUAGCAUUGUAUAUCAAUCAAGUUUUAGAAUUCUU